This is a messenger RNA of Magallana angulata, 1027 nucleotides long. RefSeq names its product glutathione S-transferase omega-1-like. Gene Ontology annotation, cellular component: cytoplasm. The record is from RefSeq and is a predicted model, not a curated record. Gene Ontology annotation, molecular function: glutathione dehydrogenase (ascorbate) activity; glutathione transferase activity. Lineage: Eukaryota; Metazoa; Mollusca; Bivalvia; Ostreida; Ostreidae. Bases 131 to 862 code for a protein of 243 amino acids. The transcript is spliced from 5 exons. Gene Ontology annotation, biological process: glutathione metabolic process.
UCAAGUGAACGGAAGGUGAAAAACUGGACCGUUUCAUUCUCGGAUAGGUGAGAAUAUAGAACUCUGACAUGGUAUAAAAGUCCCGAGUAGAGGGACCCUCGUUAGUAGAGAGAAAUUAUUGUAAAAACCAAUGCCGACCCAACAAUCAUUUGCUACAGGUUCCGCCUGUCCGGAAUUGGAGGCAGGGACUCUCCGAGUAUACAGCAUGAGGUUCUGUCCGUAUGCUCAACGAGCCCUGCUGGUCCUGACAUACAAAAAUAUACCACAUGAAGUGGUCAACAUCAAUCUGAAAAAUAAACCGGAAUGGUUUCUGCAGAAGAACCCACUGGGGCGGGUUCCCACCUUAGAGAAAGAUGACAGAAUCGUGUACGAGUCCGCUAUCUGCUGUGACUAUUUGGACCAGGUGUAUCCCGAUAACAAGCUGACCCCAGAUGACCCUUACCGUCAGGCCCGGGACAAGAUGACCGUGGAAGUCUUCUCUCAGUUUGUUUCGGAUUUUCAAAAAAUGAUGAGUUCACCACCGCAAGAGAAACCCGAGAGUUUACAAAAGAUCAAAAACAACCUAUCCGAGUUAGAGAGCAGCCUAACAGCAAGGCAAGGCGCCUACUUUGGAGGGAACGCAGUGCAGAUGCUAGACUUCCUGCUGUGGCCAUGGUUUGAACGUAUUCUCAUCUUCGCAAAAGUUGUUCCGCUGACGUUCUCUUUAGAGGACUAUCCAGCUUUGUGUGAAUGGACAAAGAAAAUGCCGGAAUGUCCGGCCGUCCAAAAAUGUCGACUGGACCCUCAGCAGUUUUUGGAAUUUUACAAAAGUACAAAAGCUGGCGCACCUGAUUAUGACGUAGGUCUGGGCAAAGAUUCCUAAAACUUCACAGUCAUAAACGAAGAGAAAGUGAACAACUUGGUACUAACAUGUAUAUACAUUUUUAUGUUCUGUAACACAAUAUUUGGUUUUACAAUUUCUGUUUCAAAAUUAUUUUCUUCAGCUGUAUUUGGUUUCUCAAAUAAAUUAAUAUAAAAUAAAAAAAAA